AUGUCGGAAGCCUCUUCCAUCAGUUCCUUCAAUGAAGACUCCGAUGCAGACAAUACAACAUCGUCCGAAGUUUGGCAGGAUGCGCCCCAGAUUUCACCGCGAGAAGGGCACAGCUCGCCUCGGGUUCGAUUUCGAUCUAAUCCGGGGUUCGUCGGUGGUGCCCAGCGUGAUCAGCCAAGAGAAGGUCUCCGGGAGGAAUGGGAUCACGCCCAGCGCCAAGGCGAGCCUCAUCGACCAACAACGCCUUAUGCCCACGAGUCUGCAGAUAUAACCGAUACCCCGUUGAAAGAUCGCGAACCGCCCCCUGGGCAAACCAUGGGCGUGCCAGGCAUCGACGCGAUAGAUCACUCCGAGAAACAAGAUGACGAGAAGAAACCAAAGAAGGAUCGGGGUCCUGACCGCCGAAGCACGAUGGAGAGAUGGCGGAAUGUGACCGAAAACUUCCGGCAGAGAGCAUCGAACUUUGGCGAUCGUCUUGGCCGUCCCCAAUCUGAAGGCGAUGAUUUGUCAGUGGGGAAAUACCACGCGGACUGGGCGACAGGUGGAGAAGGUGCGCUCUCUGACAUGACCGAUGACAAACACAAGAGCUCCGAGGAAAAGAAGAGAGAUCAAAUCCACAGCAGCUCCGAGGCACAUCGUCUUGUUCGAGAUCUGACGCAAGAUCACUCCCAGAAACGCCGGAAAGGUCGAGGCAAACCUUAUCCGAGCCCCGAAAAUGAGUUCAAAGACGAAGAGAAUGAAACAGGGCUUGAUUCGAGUCUGCGGUACCGGUCAGGUGGCGGUGGUAUCUUGUCGCAAUUGAUCAAACUAAACGGUGGUAGACCACCUGGAAGCGAGGAAAAGUCCCAAUCAUCUUCUGGCUCUUCGGUCGACUCCUCGACCACAUCUACCAGCGCUCCGUCAGGGGAAAGUACAGGCGUGACAACACCUCGAAAAAGCAAGCCGCCAAAAUGGUACAAGAAGAACCAAAAUACCUCCAACUCGACCUUGAUUGGCGGGGGUCCUGGUACCUUUAGUGGCGCCAGCACUCCUGUCUCCAAUGAAGUUCUGUCUGCCGCCUCGAAGCGCCGUGGGCAAGAGACUAGCGGGGAAACACAUGGGGGCCCAGGGGCAGGCGGCCGCAACGUCCGACUCGAAGACGAAAUUCGAGUGACAGUUCACAUUGCCGAGAUAAUUUGUCGCCAGCGAUACAUCAUGCAGCUCUGCAGGGCACUGAUGUCUUUCGGUGCCCCGACACACAGAUUGGAGGAGUACAUGCAGAUGACCGCGAAAGUGCUUGAAGUUGACAGUCAGUACUUGUACCUGCCAGGUUGCAUGGUGAUGUCAUUUGAUGAUCCCUCGACCCGUACAACGGAGGUGAAGUUGGUUCGCGUUGCGCAAGGGGUGGAUCUGGCGCGUCUUUCGGACACACACCUUGUUUACAAAAAUGUGAUACAUGACGUCAUGGGUAUCGAAGAAGCAGUGCAAGAGCUCGACGUGAUCAUGAAGAAGAAGCCCCGGUUUCCUAAGUGGAUUGUUGUCUUAGUUUAUGGACUGGCCACAGCCACUGUGGGGCCUUUUGCCUUCAACGCUCGACCGAUUGAUAUGCCAAUCAUUUUCCUCAAUGGAAUUCUCGUUGGUCUGAUGCAGCAUGUGGCUGCGCCUCGCUCGGUGCUGUACUCGAAUGUUUUUGAAGUGACAUCUACUGUCGUCACAUCGUUUCUUGCUCGAGGCUUUGGAAGCAUCCCACUCAAGCUUGUGGAUGGCAAGAGAGAGUACCUAUUUUGCUUCUCGGCAAUCGCUCAAGCUUCCAUCGCAUUGAUCCUACCAGGCUUUUUGGUGUUAUGUAGUAGCCUAGAGCUCCAGUCGCACCAGAUCAUCGCAGGAUCGAUUCGCAUGGUGUAUGCUCUUCUGUUCUCUCUAUUCAUCGGCUAUGGAAUCACAGUUGGGACAACUAUCUACGGGCUCAUGGAUAAUGGCGCAGUCUCCGAUACCUCGUGUCCAUCGCAUGGUGCCUUCCAAAACCCUUAUGUGCAGCGAUUCCCUUUUGUUGCGAUCAUGACAGUGUGGUUGCUGAUCAUCAACCAAGGGAAGUGGAAGCAGCUUCCUCCCAUGAGUGUCAUUGCAUUGGCUGGGUACAUCAGCAACUACUUCAGCACCAAAAAGCUAGGAUCAAACUCGCAAGUCGCAAACACUGUUGGUGCAUUUACUAUCGGGAUCAUGGGUAAUUUGUACAGCCGCCUUUGGCAUGGCCACGCCGCGACAGCUAUCCUGCCAGGUAUAUUCAUUCUCGUUCCCUCCGGCCUCGCCGCAACAGGAUCCUUGAUUUCGGGUGUCCAGUCAGCAGAUGAAAUCCGCCAAAAUGUCUCUUCUCACGGGUCUGCAAGCUCAACACCGGGAGCUGGGUUGCAGUCAAGCAGUUCGGUUUUCAGUUUGGGAUUCGGCAUGAUCCAAGUCGCUAUUGGAAUCACGAUUGGAUUGUUCAUUUCUGCAUUGGUAGUGUAUCCGUAUGGAAAAGCUCGCAGUGGCUUGUUCAGCUUUUAG
Penicillium brevicompactum is the source of this 2523-nucleotide messenger RNA. RefSeq names its product threonine/serine exporter family protein. NCBI's taxonomy places the organism in Eukaryota, Fungi, Ascomycota, Eurotiomycetes, Eurotiales, Aspergillaceae. The record is from RefSeq and is a predicted model, not a curated record. The coding region runs from base 1 to 2523 and encodes 840 amino acids. Gene Ontology annotation, biological process: transmembrane transport. Gene Ontology annotation, molecular function: transmembrane transporter activity. The transcript has a single exon.